CCGGAAACCGAACUUUGUCUCGGAAAAUAACGAUCCGGAAAUAAAACGUUACGGUGAGAUCCUAAAGUGCAGGCGAGGAGACGGGAGGAGACGGGAGCUCAUGCAUAUUCAUUGUGCAGCGCACAAACGCGGCGUGUGAUUGGCCGAAGUGCGAGCGACGUCACUGAAUAUUCUGUUCUGUCCUCAGAUGACUCCCUCAGAGCAAAACGCUUACUCUGCACUUAGAUUAGACCAUGCAUUGGACAGCUCCUCUCACACGUGUUUACGUAUCUGAAAGUCUUGAAGUUAGCCAAUCAGCCAAUCACGUGACAGCAGCUCAGUGUAGGCCUACAAAAUCAUGAAGAGCUUCAGUCAGUGUUCACAUCUAACAUCAGGAUGGAGAAGACAUCUCAGUGAUCUCAGUGAUUCUGACAAUUCGAGUAUUUCAGAAACUGCUGAUCUGCUGGGAAUUUUACACACAGCAAUCUCGUAGAGUUACACAGAAAACAAACAAACAAACAAACAUCAGUGGGUGGAAACGCGUUACUGAUGAGAGAGGUGAGAGGAGAAUGAGCAGACUGCUCACCUGCAGCAACCGUGGUGAGCAGAAAAGCAUCUCAACACUUUGAACCUUCACGCAGAUGAACUGCAGGUGUACAGGUGUUCCCAAUAAAGUGGCUGGUCCUCCUCUCCUUGUGACCCCAUAACAGCUCGGACCCGUCGAGGCGUGGACUCCACAAGACCUCUGAAGGUGUGCUGUGGGAUCUGGCACCAAGACGUUAGCAGCAGGUCCUUUAAGUCCUGUAAGUUGUGAGGCGAGGUCUCCAUGGAUCGGACUUGUUUGUCCAGAACAUCCUACAUACAGUAUACUUGAUUAGAGAUGUGGGGAAUUUGGAGGCCGAGUCAACACCUUGAACUCUUUGUCAUGUUCCUCAGACCGUUCCUGAACUAUUUCUGCAGUGUGUCAGGGAGCGUUAUCCUGCUGGAAGAGACCACUGAUAUUAGGGGAUACCGCUGCCAUGAAGUGAUGUACUCGGUCUGCGACAGUGUUUAGGUAGGUGGGACGUGUCAAAGUAACAUCCACAUGAACGGCAGGACCCGAGGUUUCCCAGCAGAACAUUGCCCAGAGCAUCACACUGCCUCCGCCGCCUCGCCUUCUUCCCAUAGUGUAUCCUGGUGCCAUCUCUUCCCCAGGGGUGAUGGCCAGUAAAGCGGUGAAGGAGAAGCUGCAGAGGACCGUUUUAAAUCGUCAGAGUUUUAAACAAGCCGAGACUCAACGAGAGACGGCCCAUAUCUCUGAGCUGGACUCACAGCAUGAGCAACCAAACACACCUCCAUCUUCACAACAAAGAAGAAAGCAGCUGUGGAGAGCUGCCUCUGAAUUUGUUCUGAAGCACGAACGGAGAAGAUGUUCAUCCAGCAGGAAGGAUCCUCUUAACAACUCGUUCCCGAGCAGCAGUAACUCCCCCACAUGUCAGUGCUCUCCACCUUCAGAUCGGUCUGAUCUCACGUCACAGCUGUGGGACUACAGCGUACAGCCGUACUAUCAGUUUCAGGUGGAGAGGAACCCGAGCUUCAGUGUGCCGUUGAGGAUGUGGCCUCCUCUCACGGUCCCACAACAGAACCCGUUACACCACUCCAUCAUGCUGAAGACUGUGUAUGUGGACACAACCAUGUUUCCCCGGCCACACCUGCUCGUCCACCCGGGAGUGUGUUUCAGCGUGAGACUUCACAGGCCUUUAGAGAGAUGUCAGUCACAGCCUCUGAUCCACAGUCACCAACCGAGGGGAUUUGAUCAGCAUCACAGCUUCAGAGAUUCAGCGAGACCCACUCAUGAACGCCACCCAGAGGCAGAGGAGAGAACGGCAGUGCAGGAUGCAGGGAAAGUAAGGUUUAUGGUUGGAGAAGAGGUGUGUGACGAAUGCACAAGCAGUGAGUCGAGUUGCUCAUCACACCUUUACCCCAGCAAGUGGCAGCGCAGACCAGCUAUGAGAAAACACAGCAGAUCACUGACACACACCCUCUCCUGUCAGCCCGCCCACUUCCUACCUGACACUGUUGACUCCGCCUCUGACCACACCCAAAGCACAGGGCUGGUGUAUGAUCCACUGAUGCUGAUGCAGCAUUGUAUCUGUGACCCUAAGCAUGCUGGGAGAAUUCCACUGGUCUUUAACAGACUGCAGGAAUGUGGAGUCAGUGAUCAGUGUAAGUGGUUUAGAGGCAGACAGUGCAAUUUGGAGGUUGUACAGGUGCUUCAUCAGAACGGAGCGAAUCCUCUGAGUUGUCUGCAACCUUCAGUGAUGAUGGCAGCAGGCUGUGUAACAGAGCUAGUACUGCUCGUCGCACAGGGUCAGCUGAGGAAUGGGUUUGCAAUAGUACAACCACAUGGACAUGAUGCCUUACACUCAUCACCCAGUACAUCAGUGGCUACUUUUAGUUCAGUAGCAAUUGCCACUAAACAGCUCCAGAAAAAACAUAACAGAAAGAUUCUCAUUCUUGACUGGGAUGUUCAUCACUGUAAUAUAACUCAGGAGAUGUUCUACACAGACCCGAAUGUUCUCCACAUCUCUCUGCAUUGCAGCACUGUGAGAGGACGAGCUGAUGAAGUGGGCUUGGGUGAUGGAGAAGGUUUUAACGUCAAUGUGGAAUGGUCAUGUGACCUGGACCCACCCAUUGGAGACACGGAAUACUUGGCAGCGUUUAGGACCGUGAUCAAGCCCAUUGCCCAGCAGUUCUCCCCUGAUGUCAUCCUGAUUUCCACAGAGUUUAACACCGUCGACGGUCAUCCAGCGUCUCAUGGAGGACUGAGAGUAUCCGCGAAAUGUUUUGGGCUCCUCACUCAGAACCUGAUGGAACUCUCUGGAGGUCAUGUUGUGGUGGUGUUAGAGCAAGGUCAUGACAUCACAGCCGUGUGUGAGGCGUCUAAGGCGUGUGUUAAUGCUCUGUUAGAGAACCAGGUUGCGUCCCUGUCAGAUGAUGUCCUGAUGAAGAAGCCGUGUGCUGCAGCAGUUCAGUCUCUACACAGAGUUCUACAGAUCCACAGUCAGUACUGGUCGUCUGUGAGAGAUCUGACACACACCGUAGGCGAGUCGUGGUUACGGGCCGAGAGGAAAUAUUCAGUGCACACUGACACGGCCUCCGCCCUCGCUUCGCUCAGUGUGACCACCCCGAAAUACACCGGCUGUGAGGUCCUCAGGUUCUGCCGAGGAGGAACCGAGCCGGUGGAGCACGACGAGGACGAGGACAAACCGUGACCUUUCCGAGGGAAGACGAGACAACAGCCUUUACGUUGUUUUUAUGAUGUUUAUUUAUUUCUACACUUCUCCUUCGCUUUAAAGGACUUAUUAAAAAUAAUUUUAUCUGAAAUUAUUCAAACUUGGAAUUUAUCCAAGUUUUGCGUCAAGGACUAAAAAAAAUCCUAAAAAUAUGCUGAUUAAUUUGUGAAAUUUGUUUUAUUAUUUUUUUUUUAAAAAGAUUAAUUUGUACAUUUGCUUUAUUAUUAUAAUAAUUAUAAUGAUUGAUUUAUACUUAUUUCUCCUUUUAUAUAAAUACACACGACUGCACUUAAUUAUCAAUUUAGUGCACUCGUACCUUACCUGAUUCAAUAUUCAGCUUAAUUGAAAUUUUAAGAAAAAGAUCUGAAUUAUGAAAUUAGUUUGAUUUAUUUCUAUUUGAAGUAUCUGCACUUUCACGCACAUGAGUUCCAAAGUUGGAUCUGAUUUCCACUUUAUUAUUAUUAUUAUUUAUUUUUUUUUACAGUUUUUAAAAAUAGAAGUAACUGUAUGUGGACGUUUUAUUUUCUUUAGUAUUUUUUAAUGUCCAGAGUGCAGCUAGAGACAUUGUAAGUCUUUGAUAUAAUACUUUAAUGAUUUUAUUAAAUACAAUUUCACUUUUUAUUUCAAGUUCCUCGCAGGAAUUUUCACCUUUUUUAAAAGACCUUUAAAAGACGUCUGUAAGCGAGGUUGAAAUAUUACAAAUUUUAACCUUAAGGUGAGACAUGGAUAAAAACCUCCGUAAAGUUCUAGGCAGCAAAGGCUGAAAUCAUUUUUAUUCCUAAUUUUGUCUUUGUUUUCAUGACAUUACGUAGUGAUUUCUGACUCUAAAAACCCUUUUCUUUAAGUUGACCUACUCUCAUUUACUCUGAUCUAGUUUUUAGCUUUGACCUUCGCGUUGUAAAGUGACCUUGAGUGUCCUGAAAGGCAACCAUGAAUAAAAUGUCAUUACUAUUUCUACAGAAAAGUGCCAUGUUAAAAAAUAGUCUUGUUUACAUUUUGUUUUGUGACAUUGUGUGGAAUAAAGAUAUUUCAA
Molecule: messenger RNA, 4287 nt
Organism: Ictalurus furcatus (blue catfish)
Lineage: Eukaryota; Metazoa; Chordata; Actinopteri; Siluriformes; Ictaluridae
Gene: hdac7b
Product: histone deacetylase 7b
Exons: 21
Coding region: 1179-3233 (684 amino acids)
Biological process (GO): chromatin organization
Cellular component (GO): histone deacetylase complex
Molecular function (GO): histone deacetylase activity
Source: RefSeq, a predicted model, not a curated record